Molecule: messenger RNA, 3420 nt
Organism: Cladocopium goreaui
Lineage: Eukaryota; Dinophyceae; Suessiales; Symbiodiniaceae
Source: the annotation of a GenBank genome assembly
AUGGCGGAUUCUUGCACUCUUGUGGCCUCUCUCAUCAAGGAUGUUGCAGGCGGUCAAAGUGAAGCGGUGCUGGAGACCCUUGGAGCACUGAUAGAAAGCGACGAGAAGCGUGCCGUUUGGUGGGCUUUGCGGGCCAGACAUCGUUUAGAGCUGGGAUUGGCACAAGAAGCGCUGGAGGACACACAAGAGGCCCUUUGGCUCGAACCCAGGAGCCCCGAGGUGCUCACCCUGCGUUGCCGCGCCCUGGCAGCAGUCAGGCAAGCUGCAGGCGGCAGUUCCAAGGUCGGUGCCACAGAAGCGUUGGACGCGGCAAAGUUAGCGAAACAGGCGAAGCUCAAUGAGUCCCAAACUCUGGAAGUCGAGGCUGUCGUACGUGAAGAGCAAGAGAGGGCGGCAAAGAUUUCUGAGCUGCAAUCAGCUGCUAAGCUGGCAUGGAAGGAAGGGCGCAACCAGGAGGCCAAAGAGUUCUUCAGCAAGUUGCAGCGCCUCGAUGUGGAUUCGGCUUCGUGGCCAACAGCUUUGGCCAGGAUCCACGUUGCUGAGAAGAAGCCGGAGGAGGCCGUGAAACUCUCGACCGACUCGUUGGGACGAUUCACCACAGGGCAUGCUGAGUUGCACUUGGUGCGGGCGAUGGCACACCAUGCUAUGGGCAAUGACCAGGAGGCACGUGAUGACUAUCACCAUGCCAAGAGAUUGGGCGGCUUGUGCGAGGAGUCACAACAUGAUUUUGAGGAGCUGAAAGUGAAGCUGGGAUGCUCGGAUGCAAAUAGCAGGUGGGUGGGUCCCAAGGCUGCGAAGAUCUCAUCAGGAUUUGGCUAUCCCAAAGCCAAGGUGGCGGCUCCCAUGGCGGCUGAGGCAGCCAAAAAGGUGGCGCCUUCACCUAGGCAGACGCAGCCGACGCAGCCGACGCAGCCAAAUAAAAAGAAGCAGCCAGAAGCCGAGGCAGCUCCUUCAGCUCCCAGAGGGGAGACUCUUGGGCUGCUUCUGCGCGCGAGACGUGAGGAGGAAGAUGGACAGCUCAAGACUGCCAAGGUGCUUUGCGGUCAGGUGUUGAGACUCUCCCCGAAUCUUGCACAAGCAGUGCUGUGCAUCGGACGUAUCGAGCUGCACAACGUAGAGUACGAGAACGUGCUGAAGCUUUUCAGCAAGGUCCACCCAAGCGUUGUGAAGAAGGGUCCGGGACGUGUCGAAGCACUUUCCCUCCGAGCUGCUGCUUAUGAGCGCAGCAAAGAUUGGGACGCUGCGUGUGACGAGUUGGAAGCUCUAGUGCCUUUGUUGCCAGCUGCCAAGCUAUCUCCAGAGGAAGGUUGGGGCCCGCAGCCCGAGCAGAAUGUUGUGCUGGGUCGUCUUGCACGCGCAAGGUGGCAUGCAGGACGGCGGAAAGCUGCCACCUCCCUGGCAGAGCAGCUCAUGGAAAGCUGUCCGACUGAACUGGGUGCCUGCGAAGUGGCUUGUGCCGUUCUCAUGGAAAGGGGGGAUGCAGCUGUUGCCCUGGCGGUGAUGGUGCGUUGUUUGGUGGAGCAUCGUGCGACUUCAGCCAUGGCCAGUGAUUUGGUGUGCGGCGUUAUGCGCCAUUGUUCCGCGGAGGAACUGGUCCAUGUAAUAUCGCCCACGAUGAAGGAAGGGGUUUCUGAGCGCUCGGUGGCUGAAGUUGUUGGCUUUAUUGGCCUCAUCAUGAAAGAGCGUGGCGACAUUUUGGAGGCCUGCCGCCUAUAUCAGCGUUCGGUGAUGAUGGCUCCUGAUCAUGCAUCCUUAUCUCUAAACCUAAUGCACACCUAUACCUUGCGCCGGGAUGACUUGCGCGCUCUGGCGUGGGGCAAGCGCUUUCUGGCGCAGAAACCACAACUGUUCGGAUCAUUUCUGGCAGCUUUGGAUGGCAAGGCGGUAAACGACGAUGCAAAGAUCUUUGACAUAAAAGACUUUGACGCUGCGAAUGAGUUUCACGAUGCUUUGGCCAUUGGACUAUCAAUUUUCAAGCUGCUUUUCCUGGCGCAGCCUCGGCUGUUCGAAAGCAAGAACGAUCCCAAUUGGUUGAAGCGUUUGCGAACAAUGGAGAUUGAAUCGCACAUUGUUGGUCCCGGAGUAUUGUCUCUGAUGGAGGAUUCAUGGAGGCGCCGCAGCGACACGGACUACUUGGACUCAACCAUGUUGAGCGGGGCGCAGCGACAUUGGCAGAUUCUGCGAAGGCUGUGUGCCAUGCUAGAGAGGUGCUGCAAGGGCCAUGAGCUGCACAUGACCUCUGUGCGCAAUGAGAAUGCCUACUUCAGCUGCAUCAAGGACAUCUUGAUGCAAGAAAGUAAAGCACCAAUUCCGAAGGCGCCUGCAUCUUUCAAACCCAUGUUCAUAGUUGGAGAUUCUCACGUCCUUUCAUUCGCUUGGCAAUUUCUGGAAUUUGAUGACGAGCACUUCAUGCUUGUACCACUCCUGAUCACGGGGGCCAAAAUUUGGCACCUUAGGGAAGACUCCAGGUUCUACACAAUGUUUUCUUUCUGGGAUAAGCUAUCAAUCAUUCCCAUCGAGUCGCCUGUGAUCUUCCUGCUUGGUGAGAUUGAUUGCCGAGAUGGCAUCCUCCGCUCGGUGCAAAAGGGGAAGCAUGACAGCUUUGAUGAUGCCUUGCGGACAGUUGUCAACGUGUACCUGGAUCUUUUGGUGCAAGUUCGGAAGAAGUUGCCAUCCAAUAAGCUUUUCGUGCACCCAGUGCCCAUCGCGCUGCCAGAGACACGCUUCCUGACCAUGGCCAUGAACACUCUCCUAGAAACUGAUUGGAGCCAACUCUCCAUGGAAAAGGCGAGGGUGAAACUUUUAAGGGUUGAAAGCAUCUUUGUAAAGGACGUGCCAGAACAUCCAGAAAAUACCGAUGCACUGACCCUGGCCAAGCUGGAACUGCUUCCUGAGCUGCGCCUGGAUGGGAUCCACAUGAGCACGGUUUAUGUGAAGUCACAUCUCGAAGCCAUGGAAGCUUUGAAGAUUUGGAAACUGCAUGAGAGUGAGCCUCCCUUGCGGUACACGCAAGCCAGAACACCCAUGGGGCGUAGUUCCUUGCGGAAAACACAAACCGAGCAACUGCAGAGGUGUCGCCCUGCAGCGUUUGCUUAUUGCUUUGGAUGUGCAUGUCAAAGGGUUUGCGAGCUUGUGCGUGUCAAAGCAUCAGCAACGUCCCGAAAUGUCCACAAUGAGGCAGUCGCCCAGGCACUGCUGGUAGCUGCCGCAGUGUUUGGACACGAGGAAGCUCACAAUCGACAUGCGUUCCCUCCAGUGGAACUCCAAGUCUUGUUCCGCCAUGUGUGGGAAGAUUGGAGAAGAGGUGAAAAACAAGUGGUGCAGUCCUUUGCAAAACUUCAGGGCGUGGGGUUUGUGCCCGAGCGCCAGAGAGGUGGGCUGCUGCCAAGCAGCAGGUUCCAACUCAUUUUGAUCGACUGA